Xiphophorus maculatus (southern platyfish) is the source of this 959-nucleotide messenger RNA. RefSeq names its product ras-related C3 botulinum toxin substrate 1-like. NCBI's taxonomy places the organism in Eukaryota, Metazoa, Chordata, Actinopteri, Cyprinodontiformes, Poeciliidae. Gene Ontology annotation, biological process: small GTPase-mediated signal transduction. Gene Ontology annotation, molecular function: GTPase activity; GTP binding. The record is from RefSeq and is a predicted model, not a curated record. Bases 54 to 629 code for a protein of 191 amino acids. The transcript is spliced from 6 exons.
UCCUCGGUUUUUUGGGGGGGGGUUACAGGAAAUUGACGCCAUACUGUUACACAAUGCAGACGGUAAAGUGUGUGCUGCUGGGGGACGGGGCUGUGGGUAAAUCAGCCAUGAUCAUCACCUACACCGCAGGCUUCCCUAAAGAGUGGACCCCGUCAGUGAUGGAGAAUUAUAAGGUCAGCGUGACGGUGGACGGGAACCAGGUGACCCUGGACGUGUGGGACCACAGCGGAUUAUCGGACUAUGACCGGUUGAGACGCCUGUCCUUCCCACAGACGGAUGUGCUCCUGCUUUGCUUUUCCCUCACCAGUCCAUCGUCUUUUGAAAACGUGCGGAGCAAGUGGACCGAAGAGGUCAGACAUCACUGCCCCGCGGUGCCGGUCGUCCUGGUGGGCACCAUGUCGGACCUCAGAGACGACAAAGACAGGAUAGAAAAGCUGAAAAAGGAGCAUCUCUCUCCCAUCACCUAUGAUCAGGGCCUGGCCAUGGCUGAAGAAAUAGGUGCAGCAACAUACCUGGAGUGUUCGGCUCUGACUGAGCUCGGCCUUCAGGCGGUGAUGGAGGAAGCCGCCAGGGUGGGCCUGAACGCCAAGCCCGUUAACAAACCGAAGCAAAGCUGCAGCCUGUCAUAAUGCAGACGACGCCUUUUACGUAUUCAUGAUUUUAAAAACAGGGACGCUGUCGCUGAGGCCAGCAGGGUGGAUUAAUGAGAGACGGCGUUCUGGAAUUCCUGAAGUGAAGGAGAGAGAAAUUUAAACCACCCGUGAUUUAUGUUUCCCACAGAUUCUUUCACUCUUUGGUAUUCUAGUCACUUUUUAUGAAAUGAAAGUAUCACAGUGUGAAUGUGUGGCAAAGCAGGCAGACAGCAUUAGGGCCACGUUGAUCAAAAAAAUCUAUAUCAAAUAAAAAUAAAAUCAAGUCGCAGCAUUACGAGAAAAAGUUUGAAUUUUAUGACUUUUUCU